AUGCGCUGGGGCGUUUCUGUAUCGCUCCUGGUAGCAGGACUGGUUGGAGACGUGUUUGCGGGUGUUCACCACUACCAUGCCCAUCGCCAUCGCCAUCACUUGAUACAGCAUGGCACAAAGCUGGAGUCAAGGGACGCGACCGAGCAUAAUGUGCAGGACAUUCCUGAGGAUGUAGUGGUUGAAUCUACCACCAUGACAACCACCACGACUGUUUACGGAAAAUGCAUGCCAACCAAGACCGUCUUCACGACACUGGAUAUCUUCACCACGAAGACUCAGCAAGCACAAGUGACACCGGAGCAUGAACACCCUCAACCGCUAUGGAAUCAGUUUGGGGCAAAGACAGAAUCGACGAGCACACUGUCCCAGAUCCCGGAACCAGAGCCUACAUCAACGACCUUUAUAACCAGGACGAUUCACAAAACAGCGACAAACACAGUCGUUGUCACGGAAUACCCAGAGGAUAACCACACACCGUUGCCUCACACACCACCGGGACCCUCAGAAAAGAUCGCACUGGCAAAUACUCUUCCCAAAGAUACCACCUCCGAAGAGAAAGCCAUGCCAGAAAAACAACCUCCUCCCAAACCCACCCAACCAAACGGAGACCCCAUCCACGCCGUCCUAGACCUCCCAGGCCAAGUCCUGCCCGAAAUCCCAGUCGUCAACCAAAUCCUCCCAGGCCAAAAGCCCAAACCACACCCACCAACCCCAGUCGAUUGGACAGCCACAGCGAAAGGCGAUUUCUCCAUCAAAGGCUUCGGCGGACGCACACCAGGCUCAGGGAAAGAAAUCCACUACCACGGCAACACCGGCAAGCCAUGGGGCAGCAACAUCAAAAUGAUAGAAGAAUACGAAGCCCACCGCUACAAAUACGUUACGCGAUUCAGGGGCUCGAACGAAAAGCCCUGGAAGGUCAUUGUGUGGAAUAAGUUCGGACCUGAUGGAAAGAUGGAUGGGUGGUACGGUCACUCUGCUGUAACGUUCACUCUUCCGCCCGGUGAGACGAGGUACGUCGCGUUCGACGAGGACUCGGAGGGUGCGUGGGGUGCUGCGCCGGGUGAGCAUUUGCCGAAAGAUAAAUGGGGUGGAUACUCGUCUACGUGGGGUGAGUUUUCUUUUGGAGAUGGUGAGAAUAAUGGGUGGUCUGGUUGGGAUGUUUCUGCUAUCCAGGCUCAGAUUGCCAAGCAGGAUGUGCAGGGGAUGUCGAUUUGUCAGGCUGAUGGGAAGGGAUGUUCGAUUAUUACGCCUGGGGCGAAGAGAGUGGUCGAUGCUUAUACGGAGUCGAUUAAGCAUAAGGAUGGUAUUGGGGGUGCGGCGCCUCCUGGCCCUGUGAGGUUGGAUGUUUUGCUUGAUUAUCGUGGGUAG
This is a messenger RNA of Penicillium olsonii, 1368 nucleotides long. The record is from the annotation of a GenBank genome assembly. NCBI's taxonomy places the organism in Eukaryota, Fungi, Ascomycota, Eurotiomycetes, Eurotiales, Aspergillaceae.